Messenger RNA from Cooperia oncophora, 861 nucleotides. Lineage: Eukaryota; Metazoa; Nematoda; Chromadorea; Rhabditida; Trichostrongylidae. The record is from the annotation of a GenBank genome assembly.
AUGGAUAAGAUCUACGAAGUUUUAGCUGAGAUAGAAAAAGAAAAGGGAUAUAAAUUCGACUUGCUAAUAUGUUGUGGUGAUUACCAGGUGCUUUUUGCAUACCAACCAGUAGAACUUGUUUCAACUAGGCGUCGAAAUUAUGGUGAUCUACAUCACAUGCAUGUAAGCGAGAAGUAUCGAUCGUUACAAACUUUCUACAAGUAUUACUCUGGGGAAAAGGAAGCGCCGAUACUAACAAUCUUUGUUGGUGGUAAUCAUGAGGCUUCUGGUUAUUUGUCUGAAUUACCAAAUGGCGGUUGGGUAGCUCCAAAAAUCUACUAUAUGGGCUUUGCAAAUGUAAUAAGGUUUGCUGGCCUACGAAUAGCCGGCUUAUCAGGGAUAUUCAAUGGAAGAGAAUUCAACCGAGGGCAUUAUGAGCGUCCACCUUAUACUGAUCGCUCUGAAGUCAUCUCAUCAUACCAUGUUCGAAACACUGACGUUUGGAGGUUGAAACAUUUGAGACCUGCUGAUGAUGACAACACUAGUAAUCCCAUCGAUAUAAUGGUGACUCACGACUGGCCAGCUGGUAUUGUGGAUUAUGGCGAUAAGCAGUCGCUUUUGAGGACCAAACCGUUUUUCUUUGCUGACAUUGAGAGUGGAAAACUAGGAAAUCCCGCUACUAUGCAGCUUCUCUAUGAUAUCCGCCCACGUUACUGGUUAUCAGCUCAUUUGCAUGUUGCCUUUGCUGCUUUAGUACCUCAUAAAUCGAAGGACGGCUCUGUACAAGCGGCACCAACGCGCUUUUUGGCUUUGGACAAGCCUAUUAUUAGAAGGCAUUUCAUCCAAGUCAGUUUAUGGAAUAACACUUUUUCCCUAUAUUAA